Messenger RNA from Pelodiscus sinensis (Chinese soft-shelled turtle), 2340 nucleotides. The record is from RefSeq and is a predicted model, not a curated record. Lineage: Eukaryota; Metazoa; Chordata; Testudines; Trionychidae.
UGUAACAGUCCUAUAUGGAUUCCUCUGCUGUUCCCAAGACGUGAACCACUGGCUCUUAUCAACCUGAAAAAGAAAAAUGAAGAGACUGGAGAAGAAGAGCUUGCUUCUCGCCUAGAUCACUGCAAAGCAAAAGCUACCAGACACAUAUUCCUUAUCCGCCAUUCUCAGUACAACUUGGAUGGCCGGAUUGAUAAAGACAGAACUCUCACCGAACUGGGUCGUGAGCAGGCAGAGCUGACUGGGCGAAGGCUGGCAAGUUUGGGAUUGAAAUUUGAUACAAUUAUCCAUUCCUCUAUGACCAGAGCAACAGAAACCACUAACAUAAUCAGCAAACAUCUUCCAGGGGUAAAAAAAAUUAGCACUGAUCUGCUGAGAGAGGGAGCCCCUAUAGAACCAGACCCUCCAGUAUCUCACUGGAAACCAGAAGCUGUGCAGUAUUAUGAAGAUGGGGCUCGUAUUGAGGCUGCUUUCCGAAACUAUAUUCAUAGGGCUGAUGCAAAGCAGGAAGAGGACAGCUAUGAGAUUUUUGUUUGUCAUGCCAAUGUGAUCCGCUACAUAGUUUGCAGAGCAUUACAGUUCCCCCCAGAAGGCUGGCUUCGGAUGUCCCUUAAUAAUGGCAGUAUAACCCACUUGGUGAUCCGUCCUAGUGGAAGAGUGGCACUUAGAACUCUUGGAGACACAGGAUUCAUGCCUCCGGAUAAAAUCACACGCACCUGACUGUGCAGGUGAUGGCCAUCUUGGAGCUGCCUUUAGUCUUGCUGCCCUAAUAAAUCCAACUACAGUACCACUAAAUUGUAUUUGUAAAUCAGGGUAUGAUGCAGUUUUAAAGUUGUACUUUAACACCCUCUGCAUCCAUCACAGACUCAGUCUGCUUUUAAGUCCAGAAAAGAAGACCUUGCAUUGCUUCAGCAUUCUAUGGAUUUUAUUUUUCCCAUUUCAUAAAACCAAGUGUGACGACUCCCUGCUCUGAGACGUGGAACAGGAAAAGACUGAUAAAAGAAUCUUUAUGCUUUCAAAAGGUUCAACACAUCUGCCUGUAAAGUGAAAAUUUCUCUGCUGCCUUCAAAAUUUGCUCUAAGAGAUGGGAUUUUAUACUUUCCCUGUACUGGUGCACAAAACAGUACAGGCACAGCAGCAGGUGUCCUUUAUCACACUGCACUUGAUCUUAAAGAUAAGCAACUCUGGUAGAAAAGAGGAUUAGAUUUUCAGUUAGGUGAGGGAAUUUCUCUAUAUUGAGGUAAAUGGUUGAGGUUUGGUGAACGGAUUCCUGAGGUAAAUCGUUGAGGUUUGGUGAACGGAUUCCUAUGCUAUAGUGGGAUAUAAUAUAACUACUGGUGCUGUCCCUUAUUGAAAUUUAUGUCUUUAUCAAACAGCGGGCAUACUGAAAGGAGGACAGAAACAUAGAGCUGUGGUGUUAGAAAUAUUGGAGAGUGACUGCAUUGCUCUCUGCUUGGGAAGUUCAUUUCCCUAAUUCUGAAAAAUAAUCGUAGCAACUGUAUCUCACAAUGGCAGAAGUCUUUUAACUUUCCUUCUGGAGCAGGUACAAUGUUUAAUAACUUAUUCCAUAACCUAGUUUUGUAAUGCUAUUUUGCUCUUAGUCCUGAAUGGGGCUUGUAGAAGAGCAUUCUGAGGCAGUGAUAGACUUGUUGGUGAAGUAGUGCAAGUGCUUACUUAUGCAGGUAAAAUUUGUGACUGAGAAUAAACAGUUUAUCUACACUCACUUCCACAUCACCCAGACUUCUCCAAGUACCUUUGUCAUUGCUUAUUGAUGCUGUUAAUUCAUGUCUGCCUUGACACUCCAGUCACUAGUAGAAAGUUGGGGAAAAAAUUGUGGUGCUAUACUCAUUUUAUGGCAAAUUAAUAUGGUAGUUAAAGGUGAAAUAAGUUUUUGGGAAGUUUUUUGCUUUCUUCCAACAUCCAGUCAAAUUAGCACAAGGCUCAUGCUAAGUAACUAGAUAUUUAUUUUAACAGGAUUUGCACUAGAACAAGUUUGCCAAGUUAGUAUCUAGAAUUUGUCCAAAUUAUGUGAAGUUUUAAAUCAUGAAACUCAACACCUAGCAACAUAUGCAGUUGAAACUAAACUCUCUCCAGGCUGUUUAAUUCAGUUGUUAGAGAGAGCUGGCUUAGUUCAGUGAAACGGAUUACUAAAGAAUAUAACUUUGUAUAUGGGGGGGAAAAAAGGGGAAGGGAAUUGUCUUCAGCAAUCACUACAGGAAACUGGAAUAACUGUCAAAUUUUAAACAUUUGAAUAAAAAUGUGUGGUCUUUGUGUAGAAUUUAAAGUGUAUGUGGACUCAACUAGUCAUUCUUACUUUCUAACAAUAAAAGUAUUUCAGGUUUA